CCAGCAUGCAGAUUACCCGGCAGGACUUCCGGAACUAAGUGAACAGCAUUUUUGGUGUAGGAGACAGAGUGCUCUUCUAUAAUGGACAACAAAGCUGUUAAGGCAAUAUUGUUUGACUUGGACAACACGCUCAUUGACACAAGUGGGGCAGGUGUAGUUGCGAUACAAAAGACCAGUGAACUUUUGAAAACCACACUGGGCUUCAACGAUGACACAAUCCACAGAAUUUGUGACAAGUUCAAGCAGAAGCUUCACCAUGAGAGUUUUGACCCUGCAGCAGACAGAUCCAUAGACGAUGUCCGUGUGAGUCACUGGGAGGAGAGCAUCCAGGAGACUGUCGGCAGUAGUUCCACACCCUUGUUGGCAGCUCAGUGCUACUACCUGUGGAAAAGUAGUCGCCUGGAAGUGCUCAGUCUGUCCCCUGAAAUAUGCAACCUCCUGAAACAGCUGCACAGCAGAUACAAGCUGCUGCUGCUGACCAACGGAGAAGCUCAGACUCAGAGAGAGAAAGUGGAGGCAGUCAUGUGUGAGAGGUUCUUUGAUGCUGUUGUGAUCGGGGGAGAACAUGCAGAGCAAAAACCAUUCCUCUCCAUCUUCACGUUGUGUUUCAACAUGUUGGAGGUGGAAGCCCAAGACUGUGUUAUGGUGGGAGACUCUCUGGACACAGACAUACAGGGGGGCUUUAAUGCUGGAGUACGGGCUACAGUUUGGAUCAGAAGAGCAGGACGUGCUGUGCCAGAUGGUUCUGUAAAACCAGACUACACCAUCCCGACUGUGCUGGAUCUGCCAGAUGUUCUGGCUCAACUGAAAUAAGGAAAACUGGAAAAUGAAAUGGUUUUAACUGCCAAGAGAUUAUAUACUGGAAGUCCUUUAAAUACAUUGAGGCCAUAGUAAAACCUGAUCGGUGCAGACA
Messenger RNA from Monopterus albus (swamp eel), 913 nucleotides. It is a transcript of the gene nanp, whose product is annotated as N-acetylneuraminic acid phosphatase. The coding region runs from base 82 to 813 and encodes 243 amino acids. The transcript has 2 exons. Gene Ontology annotation, biological process: N-acetylneuraminate biosynthetic process; dephosphorylation. The record is from RefSeq and is a predicted model, not a curated record. Gene Ontology annotation, molecular function: N-acylneuraminate-9-phosphatase activity. Lineage: Eukaryota; Metazoa; Chordata; Actinopteri; Synbranchiformes; Synbranchidae.